Messenger RNA from Gambusia affinis (western mosquitofish), 1214 nucleotides. It is a transcript of the gene bloc1s5, whose product is annotated as biogenesis of lysosomal organelles complex-1, subunit 5, muted. Gene Ontology annotation, cellular component: BLOC-1 complex; transport vesicle. Lineage: Eukaryota; Metazoa; Chordata; Actinopteri; Cyprinodontiformes; Poeciliidae. Bases 253 to 717 code for a protein of 154 amino acids. The transcript is spliced from 5 exons. The record is from RefSeq and is a predicted model, not a curated record.
ACCCGGAAGUAGUAGAAGUGUUUACAAUUUGAGUCAGCUGACUUCCUUUCGCCGGACUGAUAAUAGCUUGUAAUAUGUUUCUGCAUGUAGUCUGUACCGAGUUGCUGGCUUCUUCACUCUGACUGAAAUCCUUAAAUCAGCACAAUAUCCAGUUUAGAGGAUGCUACAUUAGCAGUUUGUUUAGCUAGCGGCUGCUCUACAGAGGCAAAUAUCAGGGUUUCAUUUCCAAAGCAACGUUCAGAAGACUUUCUAAUGAUGGAGAAGAUUGCUAAAGAUGUUGGUGACAUCCAGUCCAGACUGUUGGACCACAGGCCUGUUAUCAGUGCAGAAGUUCGCUACUUUGUCAGAGAGUUUGAGGAGAAGCGAGGCCUGAGGGAGACUCGGCUUUUGGAGAACCUGAAUAAAACGGUGCAGGAGACAAACGAGCAAAUGGUGCCCGCUAAUUUACAGGAAAUGAGCCAGAAACUAUCUGACAUCAGUAAGCGCUUGGAGGCUGCUAAUCACAUGGCAGAGAGAGUCCAGCAGAGGGAGCUAGAGACCCAACAGAGCUCCCAGCUGCAGGCGAACAUGGAGAAAUUGAAAGAGGACUGGGCGGAGUUUCUGAAGGAGCAGCAGAGGCUAAAGGAAGAGGUGGAUGAGGAGCACGCUAAGGCUGUUGGAGAAAUCAGCACUCGCUUUAGUGAAAAGAAGAAGGACUUGGCACAAUUUUCUCUCUGAUCGCUUUUCUAUUGUAUCAACACUUUGUUAAACAAAUGGCAACCAGUUCAGCAAACUUGCUUUUUUAUUUAAUUGUAAAAUGUAUUCCCUAUGUCAAAACAUUAAUUUUGUGUUGCUGUGUUUAGUAUUAAGAUUCAUCUAUAAUGUAACCAUUUGCAGAAUAAUGCAUUUGACUUGAUUCGAUACUGUUUCAAUAUGAUGUUAAUAAAAUAAAUGCACAGAAUUAUAAAUAAAUUAUUUUAUUAAAAUCAAAAGCUAAAACAAAAUAAAACAUGGUAACAAAAUCCAAAUAUCAAGAAAAUGUAUGCAGUCAUUCUUGAAAGCAAAACCUGCUCACACAUUUAAUUUCUGUGGUGAGGAUUAAAGAAAAAACAGAAGCUGAAGCAGACUGUAAAAAGAUUACAGACUUUUAAAAAAAUCAUAAUACAGCACAUAACAAGCAGCUUUGUGGAUUUCUUCAUCUGUCUUUAGAAAAACAGAAUAUUAUUUAAAAACCC